Molecule: messenger RNA, 984 nt
Organism: Lolium perenne
Lineage: Eukaryota; Viridiplantae; Streptophyta; Magnoliopsida; Poales; Poaceae
Source: RefSeq, a predicted model, not a curated record
AUGGCGACGUCGUUAGCGCCGGAGCUCCGCCUCGGCACGGCGGGAGAAGCCGAAAUUCUAGCGGCAUUGCGCGGCAAAGGUAGGGAUAACCUCCCUCUUCUGUUACCCUUUCCAUUAGCCCCUCCCAAAUUUUCCCUCCCCCCAAAUUUUGCACCGACGGCGGCGGUGACCCAGAUCUGGCAGCGCGCAUCUCCCUUCGGUCUCCGGUGCCGGACCAGGGUCCUCUUCUCCAGCCGCGGCGGAGCCUGCGCACAUUUGCGACGGCUUUCGGCCGUGUCAUUCGUCCGCCAUGACGGAGAUCGGGAGAGGAUUGCCAACCUGAACAACAUCUACAACUGCAACGACGUAGAGGCUAUCCAGAUGCUACGGAUGAGAAGAGCCCCUUUCUAUGCACUUGUGAAAACGUUCAGGGAUAGAGGACUGCUGACUGAUAGCAUCAACACCUUUGUCGAAGAACAAGUCGGAAUGCGAUCCACAGAGACUAUCUCUUGGUACUUCCAGCAGGUGUUGUACGCAUUGGGGGAGCUGAGAGGUGAAAUGAUCAAGCCAGCAUCAAUGAACACACCAACUAAGAUCAAGAACAGCUACAGGUGGUUCCCCUAUUUCAGGGAUUGCAUUGGGGCUAUUGAUGGUACUCAUGUCACUGCAAAGGUAUCGAGAUCAAUGUCUACAUCAUUCCGCGGAAGGAAGCACUACACCAGCCAGAACGUGCUAGCAACUGUGGAUUUCGAGAUGAGGUUCACAUACGUGCUUGCCGGGUGGGAGGGUUCAGCUCAUGAUGCGAGCAUCCUGUCCGACUGCUUGUCAAGGCCUGAUGGGUUGCAAAUUCCUGACGGUAAGUUCUACCUUGGAGAUGCUGGAUAUGCAUGCCGACAUGAAAUUCUACCUCCCUUCAGGAAAACAAGGUACCGCCUCAACGAGUUCUCUGCGAAGCAUCGACCUCUGAAUGCGAGAGAGUUUGCAAUUCGUAGUAGCUAUGGCUGA